Messenger RNA from Durusdinium trenchii, 1914 nucleotides. The record is from the annotation of a GenBank genome assembly. Lineage: Eukaryota; Dinophyceae; Suessiales; Symbiodiniaceae.
AUGGAUCUCCUGCGGGAUAAGAUAGACGAUGCCUUUGGUUGGACCAACAAACUCCUCUCUGAUGAUUGGCAGCAACGCCGUGCUGCGGCGCAAGCUACCCUGUUGCUAUUGGACCAGUGUGCAGAUGACGGAAAGUCCGAGCUUCUUCAAACAAAAGCCUUCACUUUGCUUCUCGGAGAAAAGUACAGAUCACAUGGAGAGACAUUGUUUGCUUAUGCAGAGGGGGCGUGGCAAGUUUCUUCGAGCGGCACCCUGACGGCUGCCGACUUAGAGUUUCUCACCAUGGCCUUACGGCGAGCCCAAGCUUACUUGGUGCAGGCCGUUGGCCGUUCCUAUUCCAAGGGACUUCGCUGCAGUGGUCUGGGAACUCAAAGUCGUUUUUCUUUGGCUGAUGAGCGGCCACUGCUAGAGUGGCAGCUUGGAGAAGUAAGCACAGCCAAGCCUGAGCAGCGCUCGCAGCAAUGGUGGCUGGGACUGGCAGAACUUGCCCGUGAUCUCCGGAAGCAGUUGGCAGACCACUCCAAAACACUUGUCCGUAACUUCAUGCGCUGGAGUGAUUCCAAGAUGGAUAGCAAGCGCAAGCCCGGUAUUGCUUUUUUGGAUUGUUAUCUUUCGACUUCUGCGGGGAAAGUGCGCCAAAUGAAGAAAGAUCCACGAAGAGGCUGCUAUGUCCUUGUUCCAGCCCCUCUUGUUUGGAAAGCCCCGGAUCAUGCACGAGAACGCCUGGCCGCGCUUCUCCUGAGCACCUUUGCGAAGACAAAUGGGCUUCACAUCCUUCUGGCACAAAUAACCCUGGCAGUAUCUAGAAGACGUCAGCCAGAGAUCAUGCACUGUGUUGUCGGUGGAGGGGCUGAUGGCAAGAGUAUGGUGCUAGUGGACUUGAUGCAGGCUGUUUUUGGCACUGGCUUUGCAAACCCUGCGUGCUCUCUUUUGCAGGUGGAGAGAGAAUUCCAGCAACAGGGUCGCGCUUUCUUCCAUUGCAUGAUGCUGAGCUUUGACGAGGCUCGUAGGGGCGCUGGCCUGAUAGAAGACGUGCUAAAGGUCUUCAUUUCUGGUGGCCUGCUUCCCCUCAGAAGAAACCACGAGCAGGAAACACACUACAUCAGUUUUGAGUACUGUGCGAAGAAUUGGCUGCUCAACUCCGCUGAUAUACCGCUGCUGCCAGCGGCCAUGGAAACAUCUCACAGUAGAAGGUUUCUGUGCACCUACAUGCGGAACGAGCUGACGCAUGAUCCACGAAAAGUCAACAUCGAGCAAUGCUGCUUCCUUGCAGACACUGAAGCAAAGAGUUUCUGUGCAUCUUCAGCCGCGGUGUGGGCCUUUUAUCACGACUGGGUCUUCCCCUUCAUGCAGAACACCUCUCUGGAUAAGUGCUAUCGCAUCCUUUCUCCUGACAACCCAGACUCCCAGACUGCCAAGGACACGCAAUGGUUCCUUCGACGAAUGGCGCGUCUGACAGACGCAACAACGCCAGAUGUGGACUCUGAUCCAUCGGGCCCUGCAGAAGACAUAGCGGAUACAGAGAUUGUGCAAGCAGAGAAAUUGGUGCGCGAAGUGCAUGCAGCCAUGACUGGUCCAUUUUUCCCUCCCUACACAGUCAACCGCUUCGCAGCGGUCAGCAAUCCUGGCGUUGGACAGAAAACCAAGGGCAGUACGAAGCGCCUGCGGUCCGAGUGCUUGCAAGAUGCAUCCCUGCGUUGGCCGCAUUUGGUGCGCACUGUGCUGCAACCUGCGGGCAAGUCCUUGAAGUUUCAACGUCGCAGCGUGAAUGUGGUUAAGAUGGAGCGUACGCUCGGUAGCCUAUGUGAUGCGCCUUGUGAAGUCUUUGGAACCUGGGAGCAGUGGGCUUGGCCAGAGGACGUCACAGGUGAAGCUUCGUGGGAUCCUUUCUGUUCAGGCGAGACGUGGACUUAA